AUGUAUGCCAAGUGUGGCGGGUUGUCGGAUGCUCGUAAAGUUUUCGACGACAUGACAGAACCAGACAUCCUCUCAUGGAAUGUGAUCAUUGCAGCUUACCAAAGACAUGGAUGUCCUUACCAGGCGUUGGAACUCUUUUACCAAAUGCGACAAACGGGCACCCAACCCAAUCAGUUCAUCUUUGCCAGCAUCCUCCCAGGCUGUGCCAGAAUGCGAGCCUUGGAAGAGGGUAUGAACUUCCAUCAAACCAUAAUCCAAAGUGGGUUUUUGGCAGACGUUGUAAUCGUGAAUGCUCUGAUUGACAUGUAUGUAAAAUGUCAAAGCAUACAGAAAGCGCGUGAGCUGUUUGACAAAAUGCCUCAACGAGAUGCGAUUUCAUGGAAUUCAAUGAUUUCGGGAUAUGCACAAAAUUGUCAUUUUGAUGAGGCUUUAAAGCUUUUCAAAGGAAUGCCUCGACGAGAUGUCGUCUCAUGGACUGCGAUAAUUGCAGGAUAUGUACAAAAUGGGCUCGUCGAAAAGGCCUCGGACACUUUUAAGCAAAUGCAAUUGGCAGGUGUAAAGUCAAACUCCGCAACCUUCGCUAGCAUCCUCCCAGCCUGUGCCAAAAUGGGAGCUUUGGACGACGGCAGGGAGAUCCAUCAAACCAUAGUCGAAACUGGAUUUUUUUCAAAUGUUGCGAUUGCUAGCGCCCUUAUAGACAUGUAUGCAAAAUGCGGAAACAUACAAAAGGCAGAAGAACUAUUCAACAAUAUGGCUCAAAGAAAUGUGGUAUCAUGGACUGCGAUGAUUACAGGAUAUGCACAAAAUGGGUUUGUUGAAGAAGCCCUGGAGACUUUUAAGCAAAUGCAACUGGCAGGCAUGAAGCCAGACUCCACAACCUUUGCCAGCAUCCUCGCAGCCUGUGCCAAAAAAGGAACUCUGAAUGAGGGAUAUGCUCAAAGUGGUGGUCUUGACGAGGCUUUAAAUUUUUUCAAAGAAAUGCCUAGACAUGAUGUAAUCUCAUGGACUGUGCUGAUUGCAGGAUAUGCACAAAAUGGGCUUGUUGAAAAGGCCUUGGAAACUUUUAAGCAGAUGCAAUUAGCAGGUCUGAAGCCUAACUCCACAACCUUUGCCAGCAUCAUCCCUGCUUUUGCCAGAAUGGGAGUUUUGGAGCAGGGUAUGGAGUUCCAUCAAAAAAUUAUAAAAAGUGGUUUUUUAUCAGCUGUUGUAGCUAAGGCACGUGAACUGUUUGAAGAAAUGUCUGCUCGAGAUGUAGUAUCAUGGAAUGCAAUGAUUGCAGGAUAUGCAGUGCACGGAUAUGGCAAAGAUGCUCUCGAACUCUUUAAAAGAAUGACACGUUCUAGAACAUACCCUGACCGUGUGAGCUUCAUUUGUGUUUUAUUUGCGUGCUGCCAUGCAGGUUUAGUGGACGAGGGCUGUAAAUACUUCAAUGCCAUGAGCAUCUAUUAUAGCAUUCUGGCUACAGAUCAUUAUGUGUGCAUGGUUGACCUUCUCGGCCGUGCGGGCUACCUUGAGGAAGCUUUAAAUUUCAUCGUCAAAAUGCCAAUAAAACCUGUGGAGGUUGUAUGGAUGUGUUUGCUUGGUGCUUGUAGAUCACAUAACGAUGUAAAGCUAGGUGUAUUUACAGCAACACUACUUUUUGAUCUGGACCCUAAAAAUUACACACCUUAUGUUCUUCUGUCAGGCAUUUAUGCAGAAAUGGGGUGGUGGGAUGAUGUUCAGAAGAUAAGGAGAUUGAUGAAAGAAAGAGGAAUGAGAAAGAUGCCUGGAUAUAAGAAGGACUUCAAGUUAGACAUCCAGGGUGUGAAUGACAUCUUCAUUGGAUCAAGAUAUGAUCCAGAUGAUGAGGCUAUGCGUUUGUGGGCCCUUUAUCCCCCGCAUAAGAGGCCGAAGAUCAUAGAUGUAGAAAAAGAUUUUGGACACAUGAUGAAGUUAAAGGUCGGUGAAGUGGAUCCCAUGAUCACAGUAGAUAUGGGAGUUGAUAUUUCAAAGUUAAAUAAAGAACAAAUGAAGAUGCUGGUAAAAGAACAAGGAAAAUAUAAAUCAUUAUAUGAGGAACUCUUAAGAAGCAGGGGCCAGCCUAUACCCCAGAUAGCAGAUGAGUCCAAACUGAAAAAGAAGGUUGAAGAUGCCCCUAUUGCAGAUAACCCUCCGGUUGAAGAAGAAAAUGUUGCAGAACCUUCUUCCCCUGUAGUUGCUACAGAUGAGGAUUUUCUUGUUGCUGAAGGAGCCACAAUUAUUAUAGAAGAAAAGAUAGUGGAAUCAAGUGAAGAACAACCCUCUACUUCUCUUCAAAAAGAUUUGCCAGUUCUGCAAAGGAAAGGAAAAGAGUUGGAAAGGGAUGAAAUAGAUGAAGAACUUAUGAACCAGCCGUAG
This is a messenger RNA of Cryptomeria japonica (Japanese cedar), 2376 nucleotides long. RefSeq names its product pentatricopeptide repeat-containing protein At2g13600. The record is from RefSeq and is a predicted model, not a curated record. Gene Ontology annotation, biological process: RNA modification. NCBI's taxonomy places the organism in Eukaryota, Viridiplantae, Streptophyta, Pinopsida, Cupressales, Cupressaceae. The transcript is spliced from 6 exons. The coding region runs from base 1 to 2376 and encodes 791 amino acids. Gene Ontology annotation, molecular function: RNA binding; protein binding.